This is a messenger RNA of Prosopis cineraria, 1350 nucleotides long. RefSeq names its product UPF0481 protein At3g47200-like. The coding region runs from base 1 to 1350 and encodes 449 amino acids. The record is from RefSeq and is a predicted model, not a curated record. The transcript has 3 exons. Lineage: Eukaryota; Viridiplantae; Streptophyta; Magnoliopsida; Fabales; Fabaceae.
AUGGCGGAUGCUCAGAUCGAAAGCGAAGGCGACUGUUCAAUUGAAACGGCGUCGCAUCAGGACAUGAAUUCAUCUACACCAUUAAUGCAGCGAGAGAUCUCGAUUCACAUCCCACCAGAUUCAUUGUCAAGAGAGUGUUGCGGCAAGAUUCCUGAGAUUCUUCGGAUGCUCAAUCAAGAAGCUUAUACUCCUUUGUUAGUAUCCAUUGGUCCUAUUCACUAUGACCAUGCUUCUUGUAGGGAAAUAAAGAAGCAAAAAAAUGAUUUUCAAUCAGUAUCCACAUUCCAGUCUUUGGCGCACAAACUAGAAAUUUGUGAAAUCAUAUUGGAGGAUGCUGUCUUUAUAUUGGAGCACUUUCUGAGGAACUCAUCACCAGCAGCAAGUCCCAAAGGAGAUGAUUAUCCAUUAAAUACACCUUCUUUUUCUCAUAACAUCCAGCGAGACUUGUUACUUGCUGAAAAUCAACUUCCGCUUUUCGUCUUAGAGGAGCUAUAUCAAAGAUUUAUCUGUCAUGAUGGUACACCCAAACCAAACGAUCAAGAGCAUCCAACGUUUCGAAACCUCUGCCUUGACUACUUCAGCAAUCUGCCAAUAUGUUUAGGGAACCAAAGGGAACAAGAACGCGCAGUACGCCAUAAUUCCAUCAAACACUUCACGGAUCUCAUCAGAUACCUUUACCUUCCAGCUUAUUUUCUUUAUUUUCCACAUGAAUCUAGUUCAAACAACAAGAGUGGUCAACAAAUCCAUAGUCUAAAGAGCGCAACGAAAUUGAAGAAGGCAGGGAUAAACUUUAAACAAGUCAAUGACAGAAGCUUGAUGGACAUCAGAUUCAAGGCUCGGUCUUGUCAACCAUGUUUGGAUUUCCCGAAAAUAAUCAUAGACGACUUAGCAGAAGUUAUUUUCCGAAACAUCAUUGCUUUCGAACAACAUCACUACAAUCCGACUCAGCAUCACUUUAGCGCCUAUGUUCGUUUGCUUAGAGAUCUCAUUGACACUCCAGAAGAUGUGGCUUUGCUUGUUGACAAAUAUGUUUUGGUCCAUACACUGGACACAAAUGAGGAAGUGGUCACUUUGAUCAAGAAGCUAAACAAAGGAUGGGUCAUAAACUCAAGCACUUACAACGAAAUCAUUAGAGCAGUCAGAGAAUAUUGCGAUAGUGCAUGGAAGCACCUCAAGUUUACAUAUUUUCGUGAUCUUUGGAGAACAAGUUCGACUAUUGUAGGAUUCGCGGUCUUCGUCUUCACUACUACAAACACUGUCCGUGCUUUGUUGAUGGCUUUUAGGAUCAUACUAUUAGUAUUAUAUUACUGCUAUAAUUUUUUUGUGCUUAAUUAUAUCGUCAUGUGCUAA